Ipomoea nil (Japanese morning glory) is the source of this 1917-nucleotide messenger RNA. RefSeq lists its product as uncharacterized. The record is from RefSeq and is a predicted model, not a curated record. Bases 1 to 1917 code for a protein of 638 amino acids. Lineage: Eukaryota; Viridiplantae; Streptophyta; Magnoliopsida; Solanales; Convolvulaceae. The transcript has 2 exons.
AUGGAUGCUCGUGUUGACUCAUUAGAGAAGAGCCAGGAGGAAAUGCAUACAGAGAUGGAGGUAAUGCAUUCUGAAAUAAAAGAUCGUAUGGAUGGGAUAGAAGGUACGCUUGCCAAGAUGUCCGAGCUACUCUUUUCACUACAUGGGAAAAGGUCAGUAGAAUCUAGUGUUUCUCCUGUGGUUGCUGCGGGCGGAAAUUCCUCUUCAGAUAAUAUCGAUUCUGCACCGGUACCAUUGCACCAGGUUCCUUCGGUCAUUCCUUCGCUGCAGCCUGGCCGGUUGGAGAUUCCAACAUUUGAUGGCACAGAUCCGGUGGGAUGGCUAGCACGGGCAGAUCAGUACUUUGCCAUUCAAUGCACCCGUGAGGAUUUGAAAGUGCCAACAGCUUUCAUCAGUAUGGAAGGACCAGCACUUCAUUGGCUCCGUUGGCUUCAACAGCAACAUCCAUCUCUCACGUGGAGUCAGUUUACAACAGAGCUUUUGGAAGAAUUCGGUGGUGAACUUUCCGGGCCUCCGAUUGAACAAUUGGCCGCGCUUCGCCAAAUUGGUACUGUAGACGACUUUGCUAAUAUAUUUAGAGCCCGUGUUGCCCAAAUUCCAGGUUUAGCGCCUCAAAUUCAGCUAGGGUUGUUCCUCAAUGGACUGAAGCCGGCAAUCUGUGUGCGCCUCCGACCAAACGAUGUGACAGAUUUACGUACAGCAAUAAGGGUUGCACGUGCUGUGGAACGUGAAUUGGAGUUCCUCUCUUCUGGUCGUAUUCCGGGACGAGUGGUUGAUGAAGAUGACAAUUCUUAUAAGAAGAAGACUUCUGCUGGGAUUGGAUGGUCUUCUGGGCCUACUAAACAUUCUUCAGCCCAUUCUUAUUAUGAAUACACCACAGAAGCAGGCUCGCCAAUUCUCCCACCGCGAGUAUAUGGAUAUGAGAAACAAGGUCUCUGCUUUCGUUGUCAGCAACCCUACAGUCCGAUGCAUGUAUGUCCGAAUAAGUCUCUACGAACUCUCAUUGCAGCAGAAGAUGAGGGGGAUGAUGCAGGUGAAGAACCAUCCGAAUUGGAACGCAUCGACUCAGAGCACUUGCAACCAGAUACAGUGCAAUAUUCAUUUUUGGACCUUCCAUUGACAGCCCUUGGAGGAAUCGAUGGCCCAAAAACCAUGAAGUUUAGAGGCCAAGUUGCAAGUACAGAGGUCAUCAUUAUGGUGGACAGCGGUGCUAGCCACAACUUCAUCUCUCAUAAUUUAUCUACCAAGUUGCAGUAUCCAUUGGAACCCACACAACAAUUUGGAGUCAAGUUAGGGGAUGGUCGUCGGGUUGAAUCCAAAGGCAAAUAUUUACAGUUACCAAUUAAUUUGGGUCCUGUCACAAUGACAUUGGAUUGCUUUGUCUUCCCAUUAGGAGGUGUUGAUAUGAUCCUUGGAGUCGCAUGGCUAGAAACUCUGGGCAAUAUCAAAGCAAAUUGGGCAAGAAUGACUAUGACUUUCAAAGUUGGGGAUCGCCUUAUACAGCUUAGUGGGGACCCGUCUUUAUCUCGACUUCCUGUCUCUGUCAAUGCAUUGGAGAACCCAAGCGAUGUUGAUUUCAGUUGUAUAUUGUGGGAGAUUACUACUCUGCCUUCAUCGAACAAUGAUGAUAUAGAGAUUUCUAAUUCCCAACACUCUCAACUUCGUAAUUUAUUGCAGCAGCACUGCCAAGUUUUCGGUGAUCCGCAGGGUUUACCUCCUUCUCGGGCUAAUGAUCAUCAGAUUGUUUUGAAGACAGGAACAACUCCAGUAAGUGUUAAGCCUUACCGCUAUGGUCAUCAUCAGAAAGACGAAAUAGAACGAAUGGUUGGUGAAAUGCUUGCAGCAGGAAUUAUUCAACCUAGUUCCAGUCCAUUUUCUAGCCCGGUGUUAUUGGUGAAAAAGAAAGACGGUAGUUGA